UCCUUUAGAGAAGGUUGUGUGAUAAACCAUAAAAAUGUGUUUUAUUCGAUUUCUGUGACAAUUGGAUCACCAUGAACGAAAACAUUUGCCAGCAAUGUAAGAAAUCAGCCGAAGGUGCGUCCAAUCGUUUAGUGCAGGAUUCGUGCGGUCACAAAAAAUGCAGAGUUUGUUUACUACAAGAUGAGGACUUCUGCAAACAAUGCUCAGACGAAGCCGGCAAAAAGGAAAACACCGUUAUUAAAUACGAAAACAAAUAUGCUGCGGUUAUAACUUGCAAUGGGAUCAACAAAGAUAUAAACUCAGAUACGGCUGAUUCCAAUUGCACUAAAAGUGAGAGUGAAAAACCUAUUUCACAACCUGUCAUUAAUAAGCCCAAAAAACCUAACAAAUCACAAAAUGAAUCGAAACCUGUGGGGAAACAGAAAAGAGCUUACAAUGCAAUAAAUAUACCCACUCACAUCACAGUAACAGGAGAGCCGAAUGUUUAUCAUUGCACCAUAUGUAACAAGUCAUUUUCCACAAAGGCGCAUGUAAAAUAUCAUUCAUAUUGUGCAGGAACAGUUAGAUCACACAGUUGCAAAAUAUGCAAGAAAGAAUUCAUUCUUAAAACUCAACUGGACAUCCACAUGUAUAUACAUGAGAAGAACAAGCCUCAUGUUUGUAUCCAGUGCGGAAAAUCGUUUGGUGAGAAGAGCAAGUUGAAGAGGCACAUGAUUUUGCACAGCAAUUUAAAAACAUUAACUUGUUCUGAAUGUGGGAAGAGUUUCAAAACAAAAGAAUCUUUGAAAGUGCAUUCCAUUAUUCACAGGCCUGACAAACCAUACUCUUGCAAAAUGUGUGAGGCAAAAUUCAAUAACUCUUCUAAUUUAAAGAAACAUCUUGCCUCACACUCAGAUGAAAAGUCACAUAUGUGUGAUCAGUGCGGACGAACGUACAAACUAAAGUGGGCACUAAGCGUUCACCAACGAUCUCAUUCCAGAGUGCGUCAGUACGAGUGCACAGUUUGCAACAAGACUUUCGUCAACCACAAAGAUUUACAGCGUCACAGUGCCAAUCAUUUAGAAACAAAACCAUUCGACUGCACGUAUUGCGCAUGCAAGUUUCGUCGCAAGGACAAUUUGAAGCGACAUGUCCGCAACGCCCAUCCCGGAUCUCACGAACUGCGCAAACUAACCGUUUCAGCUAAACGCGUAGUCGCCGAUGUACUGUCGCCACCCAAACCCCCUUCAGUGGUGGACAAUCCGAACGCCAUUCACGUGAUCACGGCGUCUCCGGCUUACGCGUCCAGUUCCAGGAUAUCGCCGAAGGAGGCAGUGGCGGCGCCCUCGACUUCCACGAAGCCCAAUCUGAUCAACGGGCUGCCUAAAUUGGCGUUUAAAACGCCGGAGUUCAAAAGCAGCUACAAUAUUCAAAGGAACUUCAAAUUUUCGAGUGCGAAGUCCUACGACAUGGCGGAAUCGGUGGAUAUAUGUCAGAAAAUUCUCUCGCCUCACGUUUCAUCGCCUAGAAACGUGAUACAAAAAACCUCCGAGCCUUCCUCGGAGAUUUGCCAGAGAAUUUUAGAUCCGUCUCCCCCUCAAAACGACCAAUAUCAAUACAGAAGACCAGUAAUAAAACAGAUCAAGUUCAAGGUUCCUGUUCAGUAUACUUUGAACGACAGAUUAGAAAGUCAUUACGACCCGUACAAGGAGUUGGCCCCGCAGGAACCUGUCAAAAUGAUGAUUCCCAAAAGUGACAAGAUAAAUAAUAAUUCAUACACGGAGUUGCUCCCUGCCCCUACGAGUGUCAUCGUCAACCAUCAGGCUAACAAUAUGCCGUGGAGAAAGAGGACUUCGGAGAUACUAAACGUGAAAAAUUGAAGACUGUAAUUAUGAUAUAAUGGUUCAUUUGUGAUUUUUUAUGUGUUAUUACGUUAUUUAUUUGGAUUACUGUAACUGUAACAGUUUAUUAAAGCAUUUUUAUA
Aethina tumida (small hive beetle) is the source of this 1963-nucleotide messenger RNA. RefSeq names its product zinc finger protein ZFP2. Gene Ontology annotation, biological process: regulation of transcription by RNA polymerase II. The record is from RefSeq and is a predicted model, not a curated record. Bases 72 to 1859 code for a protein of 595 amino acids. The transcript is spliced from 5 exons. Lineage: Eukaryota; Metazoa; Arthropoda; Insecta; Coleoptera; Nitidulidae. Gene Ontology annotation, molecular function: RNA polymerase II cis-regulatory region sequence-specific DNA binding; DNA-binding transcription factor activity, RNA polymerase II-specific.